This is a messenger RNA of Exophiala dermatitidis NIH/UT8656, 2472 nucleotides long. RefSeq names its product arginyl-tRNA synthetase. The transcript is spliced from 2 exons. Gene Ontology annotation, molecular function: arginine-tRNA ligase activity; ATP binding. Gene Ontology annotation, cellular component: mitochondrion; cytoplasm. Gene Ontology annotation, biological process: arginyl-tRNA aminoacylation; mitochondrial translation. The record is from RefSeq and is a predicted model, not a curated record. Lineage: Eukaryota; Fungi; Ascomycota; Eurotiomycetes; Chaetothyriales; Herpotrichiellaceae. The coding region runs from base 1 to 2472 and encodes 823 amino acids.
AUGAAGGACUGCUCGUCUUCUGCCUUGGUCCCGUCUAUACAUGCGCCCGAUAGCGGCGUCCAACAAUACCACAAUACCACCACCAUGUCAACACUGUCUUCUGAGGGCAUUCAAGCUGUGCUUGAGGGGGUGGGAGUACACAAACCGGUCCCUUCGUUUGCAGGCGCUGAUAUAGAGGCCACCCCGGGCGAUAUAUACGUCUCAUAUCUUGCAGCAACGUUAUGCGAACUUACGGGAUGCGCGCCUACUUGCGCUUACGACUCCAUCCAGUGGGCGACCGACGUUGGCGACCUUGUGGUGGUCCUCCCCCGACUGCGGAUUCCGGACGCUGACCUCAAAGUACUGUCUGAUCAGCUCCAGUUCAAUUUCCCGGAGACGCCGCUGUAUGACCCUCCAUUCGCGGACGGGAUCAACCUGCGACUCUUCGUUCACAGGUUUACACUGGCUCGACUUAUUUUGCCUUACAUCAUCGACCGCGGCUCUGCUUAUGGAAAACAUACGGCAGAUGGACUUCGUGAUGCCAAUUCCCCGGACACGGGACGUAAGAAAGUGGUGGUUGAAUUUUCCUCACCCAACCUUGGCCAGGAGUUCGACGGGAACCACCUGCGGAGCACCAUCAUCGGGACCUACAUUGCAUCCAUGUACGAAAGUAUGGGGUGGGAUGUGUAUAGGAUGAACUUCCUCGGCGACUGGGGUAAAAAUAUCGGCCUCUUGGCCGCAGGAUGGUCGAGAUUUGGGUCAGAAGAGCUCUUCACCGCUGACCCACUAAGGCAUCUGCUCGAUAUCUACACGAAGAUCAAAGAGCUUUUCACAACCGUACAGCAGGCGGCGAAGGUCGAGGGCGCAGAAAAGCAGCCGACCCCUAUCAGCGAGGAAAGAGAUGCAUUUUUCAAGAAGAUGGAAGACGGGGAUCCCGAUGCGGUGGCUUUGUGGAGACGGUUCAGGGAGGUUUGUGUUGCAAAAUAUGCCGAGGUCUACGCGCGCUUACACGUCGAUUUCGACGAGUAUUCCGGCGAGUCGGCAGUCCGCCAUGAGACAACAGUCGAAGUCGAGAAGGCGCUAAAAGAGUGUGGCGUGGAGGAAGAUGGCGACGAAGCUUGGAUCAUCAACUUCAAGGGCCACGGACACAAAGGGCUCGGCACCCCGAUAGCGCGGCACCAUGACGGCACAACAAGCUAUCUGCUAAGAGACAUUGCUGCCGUGCUAGAAAGAAGCCGGAAACACUCGUUCGACAAGAUGAUUUACGUUGUCUCGGCCAAACAAGACUCCCACUUCCAGCAGGUCUUUAAGGCAUUGGACCUUAUGGGUCAGGCCGACCUUGCUGCACGGCUCCAGCAUGUUAACUUUGGAAAGUCGCAAGGGCUGUGUCCCAAACCCGGUGCCAGUGGCCUUUUAUUAGACGAUAUCCUGAAUCAAUGCCAGACUGCAGUAUUGGAAUUCAUGCAGUCCCACGCAGACGACUUUGCCGGCGUGCCACCUGAGGACCGUCCAAAAGUAGCAGAUGGGCUCGGUUUGACGGCGCUGCAGACCGGUGAACUGCUUAGCAAACGCUCCGGGAGCUUCGUGUUUGACCUAUCCAAUAUGGUCCAGCAGGAUGGAUACACUGGGCUGAGCCUACAAUACUGGCUGGAUCGAGCCAGAUCGGAGGUUAAAGGCCCCGAUCUGGAUCGAUCCCGCCUUAUGUCGGCAGACUACACGAUAUUUGAGGAAGACGCUUACAUACCUGUGAUUGAUGUCCUGCGGGUGCUUGUGCAAUGGCCGGGGAUUGUCAAGACCUCGUUCCGCACAUUGGAGUCUUCUGUCGUUUUGACUUACCUAUUUCGUUUGGUCGAUCUUCUGCCUGCGGCGUGGGAAGUCUUCGAUCCAUCACAGCAGGGAAAAGAGGAUGAGGACGGCGAAAAUGAUGAGCAAGUGGAUGGACUCGGUGUGACUGUUGACCGGACCGAAUGGGGGUCCAAUAAGGGAGAGUCUUCGUCCGACGCCAAGCCAAUGCAAACGUGGACGAACAAUUUGCGAGCACCAAGAAGUCAGGGAGACGCCAAAGAAAACGACCCCAAACUCGAUGGAUUCAUGACAAAAGAGUACAGAAAUGACGCCCAUGACAGUCGGGACGAGGCUGAGUCAACUGCACUUGAUGGACAGCUUCAACAAGAAGCAGAGAACCACACCCUUGCAGAUUCCGACCACCAUGCUGGAGCGAUUGGGGAGGCCGAACAGGGUCCCAUGGACGAAAAUCACGGCAACGUAGACGACGACGACGACGACGAUGACGACGACAACAACUUGGAGGGCACUGGAAAGGACAAAGGGAAAGCGAAAGCGCCCGAGGACGCUGAUGAGAACUCCUCCUCCUCCUCCUCCUCCUCCUCUACCACGAACGCGGAUAUACUGAAGCUGGCCUUCUUCCAAUGUGUCGGGCAGGUUCUGGAGAAUGGGAUGCGAAUCGUGGGCCUGGUGCCUGUCCCUGCCUGA